Poecile atricapillus (Black-capped chickadee) is the source of this 3006-nucleotide messenger RNA. RefSeq names its product EPH receptor A10 (gene EPHA10). The record is from RefSeq and is a predicted model, not a curated record. NCBI's taxonomy places the organism in Eukaryota, Metazoa, Chordata, Aves, Passeriformes, Paridae. The transcript is spliced from 16 exons. The coding region runs from base 129 to 2900 and encodes 923 amino acids. Gene Ontology annotation, biological process: protein phosphorylation; cell surface receptor protein tyrosine kinase signaling pathway; axon guidance. Gene Ontology annotation, cellular component: plasma membrane; neuron projection. Gene Ontology annotation, molecular function: ATP binding; transmembrane-ephrin receptor activity; protein binding.
UCCUGCUGGACUCAAAGGAAUCGCAGGCAGAGCUGGGCUGGACCUCACACCCAUCGAAUGGGUGGGAAGAGAUCAGUGGCGUGGAUGAGACCUACAAGCCAAUACGCACGUACCAGGUGUGCAAUGUCAUGGAACCGAACCAGAACAACUGGCUGCAGACAGGGUGGAUCGCCAGGCGUGACGGCCAGAGGAUCUUCAUUGAGCUAAAGUUCACCCUGCGGGACUGCAACAGCAUCCCUGGUGUGACCAGCACUUGCAAGGAGACUUUCAACUUGUACUAUGUCGAGUCUGACUCUGACCUGGGCCGGAGUGUCCAUGAGAGCAAGCACACCAAGAUCGACACCAUUGCUGCUGAUGAGAGCUUCACACAGGGAGACCUGGGCGAGCGCAAGAUGAAGCUGAACACCGAGCUGAGGGAGAUUGGGCACCUGAGCAAGAGAGGCUUCCACCUGGGCUUCCAGGACGUGGGCGCCUGUGUGGCGCUGGUCUCUGUGCGGGUCUAUUACAAGAAGUGUCUCACCACCGUGCAGAACUUGGCCAUGUUCCCCGACACGGUGGCAGAGACGGCCUUUGUGACCUUGGUGGAAGUUAAGGGCACUUGUGUGUCCCAUGCUGAACUGGAUGUGGAUAAUCCCCCUCGGAUGCACUGCAGCGCAGAGGGCGAGUGGCUGGUCCCUGUAGGGAAGUGCAUGUGCAGCCCUGGCUUUGAGGAGAAGGAUGGGGGAUGCAGAGCUUGCCUUCCAGGGUUUUACAAGCUCUCCCUCCGUCUCCCUCUCUGUUCUCCAUGCCCUGAGCACAGCUUCACACAUGAGGAAGCCUCCACGUUCUGUUUGUGCCAGACCAAUUACUCCAGGUCUCCUUCAGACCCACCAUCUGCCUCCUGCACACGUCCACCCUCUGCCCCGAGGAACCUGGUGUACAGCCUGCGGCAGUCAUCCCUGGUGCUGGAGUGGAGCGCCCCAGCGGACGCGGGUGGCCGCAGUGACCUGACCUACAGCCUGUGGUGUGGCCGCUGUCCCACGGUGCCAGCGGGCCGCUGCGAGCAGUGCGGCAGCAGCGUGGGCUUCGUGCCGCAGCAGACGGGGCUGGUGGAGCGCACGGUCACCCUGGUGAACCUGCUGCCCCACGUCAACUACACCAUCCGCGUGGUGGCCCUCAAUGGCGUGUCGGCCGUGAGCCCGCUGGCCGGCCAGCAGUACGCCGAGGUCACCGUGUCCACCGGCCGCGCAGCGCCAACUCCUGUCACUGACAUCCGCACGGAUAAGGUGGAGCAGAAGAGCGUCUCCUUGUCCUGGCAGGAGCCAGGCUUCCUGACUGCCAAUGGCACCGAGUACGAGGUCAAGUACUUUGAGAAGGAUCAGAGAGAUCAGAGUUACUCGACUGUGAAAACCACAUCAACAGCCGUGACGGUCAAUAACCUGAAGCCUGGUACCCUCUAUAUUUUCCAAAUCCGAACAUCUUCCUCUCCAGACUACGGGAACUACAACCCUGGCAUUGAAGUGGAGACAUUGGCAGAGUUGACAGUGGCCUCCAGCGAGCAGAGCCCCGUCCUCAUCAUCGCAGUGGGGGCCAUCGUGGGGCUGACAGUGCUGGUGUCCGUGGUGGUCGGCCUGAUGGUCUGGAGGAGGCAGUGUGGGUACAGCAAAGCCAGCCAGGACGGGGAUGAAGAGCUGUACUUCCACUUUAAAAUACCGACCAGGAGGACAUACAUUGACCCCAGCACCUGCGAAGACCCCAUGCAGGCUGUGCACCUCUUUGCCAAGGAACUGGAUAAUGCCAGCAUCAAAAUUGAGAGGAUUAUCAGGACAGGAGAGUUUGGGGAGAUGUGCCGGGGGUGCCUGAAGCUGCCCAGCAAGCGUGAGCUGCCCGUGGCCAUCCAGACGCUGCGGGCCGGCUGCUCCGAGAAGCAGCAGCGCUCCUUCCUGGCCGAGGCCUGCACCAUGGGCCAGUUCGACCACUCCAAUGUCAUCCGCCUCGAGGGGGUCAUCACCAGGGGGAGCACCAUGAUGAUCGUGAUGGAGUACAUGGGGAAUGGCCUGCUGGACUCCUUUCUCAGAAAACAUGAGGGGCAAUUCACAGGCACCCAGCUCAUCUGCAUGCUGCAGGGCAUCGCCUCUGGCAUGGUGUACUUGGCAGAGAUGGGCUAUGUACACAAAAGCCUUGCUGCCCACAAGGUCCUGGUGAGCAGCAGCCUGGCAUGCAAGAUCACAGGCUUCAGACAGCCACAGGAAGACAAGAUGGAAACCAUCUUCUCCACCAUGCGUGGGAAGAGCCUGGUGCUGUGGUCAGCCCCUGAGGCCGUCCAGUAUCACCACUUCAGUCCUGCCAGCGACGUGUGGAGCUUCGGGAUCGUCAUGUGGGAAGUCAUGUCCUACGGCGAGAGACCCUACUGGGACAUGUCCCACCAGGAUGUGAUGAAGGCUGUGGAGGAUGGGUUCCGCCUGCCCGCCCCGGCCAACUGCCAGCCGCCCCUCCACCAGCUGAUGCUCAACUGCUGGCAGAAGGACCGCAGCCAGAGGCCCAAGUUCUCACAGAUCCACAACGUCUUGAGCAAGUUGGUGCAGAGCCUGGAGCCCCCCAAGUGCCCCAGCUCCACGUGUCCCAGCUCUACGUGCCCCAGGUCCCAUGGCACGUCCAUCCCCCUCUCCAAGAGAACUUUCUCAGCCUUCCCAUCUUUCAGCUCCGUGGGUGAGUGGCUGGAAGCUAUAGAAAUGGGCAGAUACAAGGACAACUUCACUGCUGCUGGCUACUGCUACCUGGAAUCGGUGGCCAGGAUGACAGCCCAAGACAUCCUCAGCCUGGGGAUCACGCUGGCAGAACACCAGAGGACCAUCCUGAGCGGGAUCCUGACGCUCCGGGCCCAGGUCAUCCAGAUGCACGGCCGAGGCGUGCAGGUGUGAAGCCGUGUCCUGCAGAGGUGCAGAGCACCUGCCCCACGCUCCCGGGGAGGAGCCGGCCCCAGCCAGCCCCACCUCUGAAACCUGGGGGUCUCAGGUGGGCUGUGGA